Elgaria multicarinata webbii is the source of this 1888-nucleotide messenger RNA. It is a transcript of the gene KLHL28, whose product is annotated as kelch like family member 28. The record is from RefSeq and is a predicted model, not a curated record. Gene Ontology annotation, molecular function: protein binding. Bases 90 to 1805 code for a protein of 571 amino acids. NCBI's taxonomy places the organism in Eukaryota, Metazoa, Chordata, Lepidosauria, Squamata, Anguidae. The transcript is spliced from 5 exons.
GCCGCCGCCGCCGCCUGCGUUGUUGUGCCUGAGAGGAGCCCGCCGAGGCCUCCGCCCGCACCGCUCCGGGCCGCAGUCGCGUGACUCCGAUGGACCAGUCGUCUCCAACCUACAUGAUUGCCAAUUUAACUCCUUUGCAUUCCGAACAACUCCUGCAGGGCCUGAACCUCCUCCGGCAGCACCAUGAGCUCUGCGACAUCAUCCUUCGUGUGGGAGAUGUCAAGAUCCAUGCCCACAAGGUGGUGCUUGCCAGCAUCAGUCCAUACUUUAAGGCCAUGUUCAGUGGCAACCUCUCUGAGAAGGAGAACUCAGAGGUGGAAUUUCAGUGCAUUGCUGAGGCGGCCCUGCAGGCUAUAGUGGAAUAUGCCUACACGGGGACGGUGUUCAUAUCCCAGGACACGGUCGAGUCCCUUCUGCCUGCUGCCAACCUCCUGCAAAUCAAGCUCGUGCUGAAGGAGUGCUGCACCUUCUUGGAGAGCCAGCUGGACCCGGGCAACUGCAUUGGGAUCUCCCGCUUUGCUGAGACGUACGGCUGCCAUGACCUCUACUUGGCUGCCAACAAAUACAUUUGCCAGAACUUUGAAGACGUUUGCCAGACAGAAGAGUUUUUUGAACUUACUCAUUCUGAGCUGGAUGAAAUUGCCUCCAAUGACUGCUUGAAUGUGGUCACUGAGGAGAUGGUCUUCUAUGCGCUGGAGUCUUGGAUCAAGUACGACGUUCAAGAACGCCAGAAGUACCUUGCGCAGCUCCUGCACUGUGUGCGGCUGCCUCUGCUGAGUGUUAAGUUCCUCACGAGGCUCUACGAAGCCAAUCAUCUCAUCCGUGAUGAUCACACCUGUAAGCACCUGCUGAAUGAAGCCCUGAAGUACCAUUUCAUGCCUGAACACAGGCUUUCUUACCAGACAGUGCUGACAACUCGCCCUCGCUGCCCUCCUAAAGUGCUCUGUGCUGUGGGAGGGAAAGCUGGACUCUUUGCUUGCUUGGAAAGUGUUGAGAUGUACUUUCCUCAGAAUGACUCCUGGAUAGGCUUGGCACCUCUAAGCGUCCCUCGCUAUGAGUUUGGAAUCUGCGUCCUUGAUCAGAAAAUCUACGUGAUAGGAGGGAUUGCAACCCACAUGUGUCAAGACAUCAACUAUCGGAAACACGAAAACUCUGUGGAAUGUUGGGACCCAGAUACAAACACCUGGACGGCCAUUGAAAGUAUGAAUGAGAGCCGGAGCACCUUGGGGGUCGCCGUUCUCUCCCGGGAAAUCUACGCCUUAGGGGGCUAUGACGGACAGUCCUAUCUGCAAUUGGUGGAGAAGUACAUUCCGAAGGUUAAGGAGUGGCAGCCAGUAGCACCAAUGAGUAAAACCAGGAGUUGUUUCGCUGCGGCUGUUCUGGAUGGAAUGAUCUAUGCCAUUGGCGGCUAUGGCCCGGCUCACAUGAACAGUGUGGAACGUUACGAUCCCAGCAAAGACUCCUGGGAGACGGUCGCUCCAAUGGCUGAUAAAAGAAUAAACUUUGGUGUCGGGGUUAUGCUGGGCUUCAUUUUCGUAGUCGGAGGGCACAAUGGCGUUUCCCACUUGUCCAGCAUCGAGCGAUACGACCCUCACCAAAACCAAUGGACUGUUUGUCGGCCAAUGAAGGAGCCCCGUACAGGAGUUGGCGCAGCUGUAAUUGACACCUACCUUUACGUAGUUGGUGGACAUUCAGGGUCAUCCUACCUGAACACGGUACAGAAAUAUGACCCCAUAUCCGAUAGCUGGCUGGACACAGCUGGUAUGAUGUACUGCCGAUGCAAUUUUGGCUUAACUGCACUUUGAAGAGGAUGCACUCGAGGACUCAACUGGCACAGAAGAUGCCCAGCCUGUGGAGACCAGAAGCUGUGUUUCUUGGAGAUGGGAGA